AGGUAUUGGCUCGUGUUUCAGGGAGCGCGCCCGGCCCUGCGUAAACGAUGGCGUUUGUGAAAGUGUUGAAGAACGCUGCUUACUUCAAGCGAUUUCAAGUGCAAAAACGCAGAAGGCGUGAGGGCAAGACCGACUACCAUGCAAGGCGUAAGAUGGUUCGCCAGGACAAGAACAAGUUCAACAACCGCAAGUACAGAUUGGUAGUUCGCUUCACCAACAAGCGUGUCAUUUGCCAGUGUGUUUACGCCACCUUGCGAGGUGACGUGAUUGUUGCCGCAGCAGCCUCCAAUGAGUUGGCUCAUUUUGGUAUCCCUGCUGGGCAUAAGAACUAUGCUGCAGCAUACGCCACCGGACUCCUGGUGGCCCGUCGUGUCUUGAAGAAGUUUGGACUGGACGAAAAGUUCAAAGGGAAGGAAGAGAUUGACGGCGAAGAAUAUCACGUCGAGGAUGAGGACAAUGAGCAACGGCCUUUCAAGUGCAUUUUGGAUGUUGGCAUUCGACGCACUUGUGUGGGGCACCGCAUGUGGGGAGCACUGAAAGGUGCGGUUGACGGAGGCCUCCAUGUUCCCCACAAGGCCAAGAACUUCCCUGGUUUCAAGGCAGCAGAUGAGAAAGGUGGUGAGUCGGAGUACGAUGCAGAGGCCCACAAGGAGAAGAUUUUCGGCAAUCAUGUGAAAGAGUACAUGGAGAUGUUGCAGGAAGAAGACCCAACAAAGUACGAGGCUCACUUUGCAAAGUACCUUGAGGCUGGCAUCGAACCAGACAAGAUGGAGGACAUGUACACGGAGGCGCACGAGAAGAUCCGCAAGGAUCCAACAGGCGAACCAGCAGAGAAGAAGGACAUCAGCUACGAGAGAGAUGGUGAUACCAUGAAGGCAUCCGAUGGCACUGAGCACACGCGCAGCCACAAGAUUACCCUUGAAGCCCGACGGGAGAAGGUCUUGGCAAAGAUUGCAGCCGCUCAGGCGAAGAUGAUGGAAGAGUGAGCCGACAGAAAGCGUAAGUGACCUUGAGAUCGAACGAGCCCAAAAAGAAAGCUAAAGGGUGGGAGC
Messenger RNA from Cladocopium goreaui, 1052 nucleotides. The record is from the annotation of a GenBank genome assembly. NCBI's taxonomy places the organism in Eukaryota, Dinophyceae, Suessiales, Symbiodiniaceae.